UCUUGAGGCAUGUUAGAGCUGAGGCCUCUGUUAGCUUCUUCAAGCCUCAGAGAGACACUGAGAGACACUCCAUCCCCUGACAACCUUGAAUAUGGAAUGAACUGAGCAAAUUACAUAAAAAAGACAUCAUCAACAAGUAAAGAAAGAGCUGCUCACUAUGGAGCCAGGGGGAUCAGUGCCUGGUAUACCAAAACCUCGAUGGAGUCUGAGCUCCAGCUCUGGUCUACGUUAUGGCUCUUUUGUAAACAGCCUUUCAUCACUUGCACCACAGGCAGGGGAGAAAGCGCCCAUAUCACCAAGACGUGCCUAUAUAGCUGUAGCUGUGCUUUGCUACAUCAACUUGAUCAACUACAUGGAACGGUACACAGUAGCAGGUGUCCUUCUCAACAUUCAGAAAUUCUUUGAUAUUAGUGACAGUACAGCUGCACUUCUGCAAACAGUCUUUAUCUGCAGUUUCCUACUCUUGGCACCUCUCUUUGGUUAUCUCGGGGACCGCUACAACCGGAAAUACAUCAUGAUUGGUGGUCUGUGUGUGUGGCUUGUGACUGCAGCAGGCAGCUCGUUUGUCACCAGCUCACUCUUCUGGCUUCUGAUGCUAUUGCGAGCCCUGGUCGGAGUAGGAGAGGCCAGCUACUCCACCAUUGCUCCCACCAUCAUUGGUGACCUCUUUGUUGGGACCCAACGGAGCGCCAUGAUCUGUGUCUUCUACAUCUUUAUUCCUGUCGGAAGUGGUCUCGGAUACAUAACAGGGGCGGGGAUUGCUACUGUCACAGGGGACUGGCGUUGGGCUCUCAGGGUCACGCCCAUCAUGGGUUUAGUGGGGCUUUUCUUGCUGGUCUUCUUAUGCCCUAACCCACCCAGGGGUGCUGCUGAAACCCACGGAGAGGGAGUUACAGAGCAGAGCUCUUACCUGGAGGACAUCAAGUAUCUUCUGAAAAAUAAAAGUUAUGUGUUGUCAACACUGGGAGUGACAGCUACGGCCUUCCUUGUUGGAGCCCUGGGUUUCUGGACGCCUAACUUUCUGUCCAGAGCUCAGGUCUUCCAGGGACUCCAACUGGAGUGCAUCAAAGAGCCCUGCAACCCCACAGACAGUUAUAUCUUCGGUGCUGUGACGGUGGUGACGGGCAUUCUGGGAGGGUGUCUUGGCACUUGUUUAUCCAGAUGGUUUAGGAACAAGGUGCCAAAUGCAGACCCACUAAUCUGUGCACUAGGCCUGCUGGGCUCAGCCCCCUGCCUCUUUAUUGCCCUCUUUGCGGCAUCAGCAAGCAUUCCUACCACUUAUGUAUUCAUUUUCCUAGGUGAAGUAUUGAUAUCACUAAACUGGGCUGUCAUGGCUGAUAUACUGCUGUAUGUCGUUGUACCAACCAGAAGGUCAACAGCCGAGGCUCUCCAGAUUUCAGUCUGUCAUCUCCUGGGUGAUGCUGGGAGUCCUUACCUAGUAGGAGUGAUUUCUGAUGCCAUACGCAGAUCUAAACCUCCCACUCAUGGUUGGAACUUCGAAAGUCUGAAGUACAGCCUCUUGCUCUGCCCAUUUGUUGGGAUCCUGGGUGGGGUGUUUUUCCUCCUGACUGCCCUCUACAUUGCUGAAGACAGGAAGGCAGCUCUGCCAUUGGUUGAAGAAGAUCCCCCACCACCACAGGAUCCUUCAUCUGAGCCCUCCAUGGAACUGAAAAACCAGGGAGACGGGAAUAAAGCCGGACAAAAGCAGCCAUGAAAUUAAUUUAUCUGUAAAUAUUUUAAGUUAAGUUAAAAACUAUUGGUGUGGACAACAGGAUGUUGGAGCUGGCUUGAAAUGAUCCUUUUCGUGUCACUUCACAGCCACAUACUGAUGGCAGAUGCUUUUAGAAAAUGCUUUCCGUUCACUAUGACUUGAAUUGGAUUUUCUACAGUUAAAAUCAAGUCAGUUUUAUUUGUGUAAGUCAAAAUCACAAUUUGCUUCAAAAGGCUUUACAGUCUGUACAGCCUACAACACCCUCAAACAUAAGACCCUCAAUUCAGAUAAGAAAAAACUCACCCCAACAGGGGAACAAUGGAAAAAGAAAAGUGUAAACAAUGAUAUUAGUACCUAAAAAAAAACAAAAAACAUAUGAAUUGAUUUGCCUACCUGUGACAGUAUUAUUACAAUAUUACCUCCCAUUUAGGGGCACUGCAGUAUAGUUGAGUAAAUGCUUAUAUUGAUAUUUCCUGAAUGGAAACGUUGUUUUUAACUGUUCAUUAAAAAUU
This is a messenger RNA of Morone saxatilis (striped sea-bass), 2223 nucleotides long. RefSeq names its product spinster homolog 3 (Drosophila) (gene spns3). Bases 158 to 1714 code for a protein of 518 amino acids. Gene Ontology annotation, molecular function: transmembrane transporter activity. Gene Ontology annotation, cellular component: membrane. The record is from RefSeq and is a predicted model, not a curated record. Gene Ontology annotation, biological process: transmembrane transport. NCBI's taxonomy places the organism in Eukaryota, Metazoa, Chordata, Actinopteri, Moronidae. The transcript is spliced from 13 exons.